GGGUCUUGAAUUCUUUUGGUUUUCCCGGUAUGUUCCUGUGGUGGUUCUUGGAGCAAAAAUUCACAAUGUGAGUCUCCACGUGCUGUUCUGUUCAUCCAAGUGGGAGCUGCAUGUUAGUCCUGUCUCCUAUCUGCCAUUUUAUCUCAGUUUGCCAGAUAAUUAUGUAUCCUAAUCCACAUUUUGCUUGUUUUUGAUAAAUGUUUUCUUAACAUCUAUUUAUUUAUUUUUGCCCAAAUGUCUAAGAAAACAAUGCCUGUAAACAAGAUAGUUGAAAAAACUUUCUCCAUUUAAUUCUAUUCGAAGUAAUUGUAUCUGGGGUAAAGUCUGACAUUGGUCUGAAGCAGAAUUGGGGAGUGGAAAAGCUAUACCUGGUUAAGUAUCUCUAUAUCUAUAAUCAGGUAUAAUGAUGGAGUCCAGAAACUUACUGAGAAAAUGAGACUGAUGAUAUUGUCAUUUGCAUGCUCUGAUGACACAUGGCUUGUUGAUGUACAGUAAGCAUAGUAAAUAUGGAUUCUUACUACAGAUUUAAUGACCUUAACUACAGAUGGGUCUCUUUGGAUAACUGGACCUAUAGCAAGGAAUUUAAAAUCCCCUUUGAAAUUAGAUGGAAUCUCACGAGUGCAGUGGUGGGAUGUCCGCUCACUGCAACCUCCGCCUCCUGGGUUCAAGCGAUUCUCCUGCCUCAGCCUCCCUAGUAGCUCGGAUUACAGCAAAUGGCAAAAAGUAAAUUUGAUUCUUGAAGGAGUGGAUACAGUUUCAAAAAUCCUGUUCAAUGAAGUCACUAUUGGGGAAACAGACAAUAUGUUCAAUAGAUAUAGCUUUGAUAUUACCAACGUGGUCAGGGACGUGAACUCCAUUGAGCUGCGUUUCCAGUCAGCGGUGUUGUAUGCAGCACAGCAGAGCAAAGCUCACACUCGCUACCAGGUUCCCCCAGACUGCCCUCCACUUGUGCAGAAGGGUGAAUGCCAUGUCAACUUUGUUCGGAAGGAGCAAUGUUCCUUUAGUUGGGACUGGGGACCUUCCUUUCCUACCCAGGGAAUCUGGAAAGAUGUUAGAAUUGAAGCCUAUAAUAUUUGUCACCUGACCUACUUCACAUUUUCCCCAAUAUAUGAUAAGAGUGCCCAGGAGUGGAAUCUGGAAAUAGAGUCUACAUUUGAUGUUGUCAGCUCAAAGCCAGUUGGUGGUCAAGUGAUCGUAGCCAUCCCUAAGUUGCAAACACAACAGACAUACAACAUUGAACUUCAACCUGGGAGAAGGAUUGUUGAGCUAUUUGUGAACAUUAGCAAGAAUAUUACUGUAGAAACUUGGUGGCCUCAUGGACAUGGAAACCAGACUGGGUACAACAUGACUAUUCUUUUUGAACUGGAUGGAGGCUUAAAUAUUGAAAAAUCAGCUAAGGUUUAUUUUAGGACAGUGGAACUUAUAGAAGAGCCCAUAAAAGGGUCUCCUGGUUUGAGUUUCUAUUUCAAAAUUAAUGGAUUUCCCAUAUUUCUAAAAGGCUCAAACUGGAUCCCAGCAGAUUCAUUCCAGGACCGAGUAACCUCUGAGUUGUUACGGCUCCUUUUACAGUCUGUUGUGGAUGCUAACAUGAAUACUCUUCGGGUUUGGGGAGGAGGAAUUUAUGAGCAGGAUGAAUUCUACGAACUCUGUGAUGAACUAGGAAUAAUGGUAUGGCAGGAUUUUAUGUUUGCCUGUGCCCUUUAUCCAACUGAUCAGGGCUUCCUGGAUUCAGUGAAAGCAGAAGUUGCCUACCAGAUCAAGAGACUGAAAUCUCAUCCUUCUAUCAUCAUAUGGAGUGGCAAUAAUGAAAAUGAGGAGGCGCUGAUGAUGAAUUGGUAUCAUAUCAGUUUCACUGACCGGCCAAUCUACAUCAAGGACUAUGUGACACUCUAUGUGAAAAACAUCAGAGAGCUCGUAUUGGCAGGAGACAAGAGUCGUCCUUUUAUUACAUCCAGUCCUACAAAUGGGGCUGAAACUGUUGCAGAAGGCUGGGUCUCUCAAAACCCUAAUAGCAAUUAUUUUGGUGAUGUACAUUUUUAUGACUAUAUCAGUGAUUGCUGGAACUGGAAAGUUUUCCCAAAAGCUCGAUUUGCAUCUGAAUAUGGAUAUCAGUCCUGGCCAUCCUUCAGUACAUUAGAAAAGGUCUCGUCUACAGAGGACUGGUCUUUCAAUAGCAAGUUCUCACUUCAUCGACAACAUCACGAAGGUGGUAACAAACAAAUGCUUUAUCAGGCUGGACUUCAUUUCAAACUCCCCCAAAGCACAGAUCCAUUACGCACAUUUAAAAAUACCAUCUACCUUACUCAGGUGAUGCAGGCCCAGUGUGUCAAAACAGAAACUGAAUUCUACCGCCGCAGUCGCAGCGAGAUAGUGGAUCAGCAAGGGCACACGAUGGGGGCACUUUAUUGGCAGUUGAAUGACAUCUGGCAAGCUCCUUCCUGGGCUUCUCUUGAGUACGGAGGAAAGUGGAAAAUGCUUCAUUACUUUGCUCAGAAUUUCUUUGCUCCACUGUUGCCAGUAGGCUUUGAGAAUGAAAACACGUUCUAUAUCUAUGGUGUGUCAGAUCUUCAUUCGGAUUAUUCGAUGACACUCACUGUGAGAGUCCAUACGUGGAGCUCCCUGGAGCCCAUGUGCUCUCGUGUGACUGAACAUUUUGUGAUGAAAGCAGGAGAGGCUGUCCGCCUUUAUGAGGAGCCAGUGUCUGAAUUGCUGAGGAGAUGUGGGAAUUGCACACGGGAAAGCUGUGUCGUUUCCUUUCACCUUUCAGCUGACCAUGAACUCCUGAGCCCAACCAACUACCACUUCCUGUCCUCACUGAAGGAGGCCGUGGGGCUGUGCAAGGCGCAGAUCACUGCCAUCAUCUCUCAGCAAGGUGACAUAUUUGUUUUUGACCUGCAGACCUCAGCUGUUGCUCCCUUUGUUUGGUUGGAUGUAGGAAGCAUCCUAGGGAGAUUUAGUGACAAUGGUUUCCUCAUGACUGAGAAGACACGAACUAUAUUAUUUUACCCUUGGGAGCCCACCAGCAAGAAUGAGUUGGAGCAAUCUUUUCAUGUGACCUCCUUAACAGAUAUUUACUGAAGGAAUCUAGGUUGUAUUUUCAGUGCACAAUGGGAAUAAAGCAUUUCUAAAGCACCGAAUGGAGAGGAAGGCAACGGAGACAAGGAGAGAAGCCGAGAGACAUGCCUGCGUGCUGCCACGCAUCUGAGCGAUUGCUCUGUGAAGAGUUGUACACUGAACAUUUUCAGGGCAAGCUGUUUACCCAGGCAAUGUCCUCAAACAAGCCUGUGCCGGGGUGUCCUGAAAUCUGUGCCAGGACUGUGUUUUUAGCCCUUCACCUCUCAGCUUUAGCAGGACGUGAACCAGUUAUAACAAGAUGGCCCUGCAGCUGGUUACAAGAAUGUGACAUGACAGGAUCUAUGGAACCAAAUGGAAGGUUUUGAGGUGAUGUAGGUCUUUCACAGUUAGCUUUGGGGAAUACUGAAUACUCAAAUAAAGUGCUUUGUUAUUAUUUCAGAGGGAAUGGUGAUUGAAAUGUUACAACAGAGAUUUCUUGGUGGUAGCUAUUUGGGUAAAGGUAUAUGAGUAUUUUUCUGUACGUGUGAAAUUAUAUAAAAAUAAAAGUUACAUAAAUUACAUUGACAA
Molecule: messenger RNA, 3642 nt
Organism: Symphalangus syndactylus (siamang)
Lineage: Eukaryota; Metazoa; Chordata; Mammalia; Primates; Hylobatidae
Gene: MANBA
Product: mannosidase beta
Biological process (GO): carbohydrate metabolic process; glycoprotein catabolic process
Molecular function (GO): beta-mannosidase activity
Source: RefSeq, a predicted model, not a curated record